Molecule: messenger RNA, 2445 nt
Organism: Zea mays
Lineage: Eukaryota; Viridiplantae; Streptophyta; Magnoliopsida; Poales; Poaceae
Product: P-loop containing nucleoside triphosphate hydrolase superfamily protein
Exons: 3
Coding region: 67-1824 (585 amino acids)
Cellular component (GO): mitochondrion
Molecular function (GO): GTP binding
Source: RefSeq, marked predicted
GUCCUCUCGUAUCGAACACCUGAAACCCACCGCCCGCCGAUCACGAAGCGGCGGCGGCACAGCAAGAUGCUAUCCCGCGCGCGGCGCCUCCACCCCGCCGUUCGCCGAUUCCUCCUCCCAAACACGCCUGCACCCUCCCGUCAUCCUCCGCUCCCUCCUCAACACAGCGCUUCCGCCAAAACCUCUAAACCCUUCUCGAUUCUCUUCCGCCGCCACCUCUGCUCCUCACCACCGGCAACGCCACCGCCAACAUCACCGCCUCCAGCGGUGGUAUCUUCUGACCUUCCGGCUGUCCACGUCAAUGAAGUUUGCCCAGGAUGCGGGAUCGCCAUGCAAUCCUCGGACCCCGAGCUCCCGGGGUUCUUCUUGCUCCCCUCCGCAAAAUCCCCCAACUACCGCGCGCGCCUCGCGCCUGUCACCGCCGACGACACCCGAAUCUCCGCCUCCCUCAAGUCUGGUCACCUCCGGGAGGAUAUACAGCCGUCGGGUGGCGACAAGCCGGCCGCGGCGGCGGCUGAGAUGGCGGAGGCCAAGGGAGAAGGCAAGGUUUUGGUGUGCGCGCGAUGCCACUCACUGCGCCACUACGGCCGCGUCAAGCACCCGGACGCCGAGCGCCUCCUCCCGGACUUCGACUUCGUUGCCGCCGUCGGCCCGCGCCUCGCGUCGCCUUCCGGGGCCAGGUCGCUCGUGCUGCUCCUGGCGGACGCCUCUGACUUCGAUGGGUCGUUCCCGCGCGCCGUCGCGCGAUUGGUUGCCGCAGCCGGCGAGGCCCAUCGCGCGGACUGGAAGCACGGGGCCCCGGCCAACCUCCCACGCGCGUUGCUCGUGGUCACCAAGCUCGACCUGCUCCCCACGCCAUCGCUGUCCCCCGACGAUGUGCAUGCGUGGGCGCACUCUCGCGCUCGCGCCGGUGCGGGUGCCGACCUUCGGCUCGCUGGGGUGCACUUGGUUAGCGCCACGCGCGGAUGGGGCGUCCGCGACCUGCUCGAACAUGUGCGCGAGCUCGCGGGGACGCGCGGCAAUGUCUGGGCCGUGGGUGCGCGGAAUGUUGGCAAGUCAACGCUCCUCAAUGCGAUUGCCAGAUGCUGUGGCAUAGUCGGGCGACCGACCUUGACGGAGGCUCCAGUUCCGGGAACGACCCUUGACGUGAUUAAGCUUGACGGCGUUCUUGGCGCUCAAGCAAAGCUGUUUGACACUCCUGGUCUUCUCCAUGGGCAUCAGUUGACAUCUAGACUGACGAGCGAGGAGAUGAAGUUGGUUCAAGUGAGGAAGGAGAUGAGUCCCAGAACUUACAGAAUAAAGACAGAACAUUCUAUACAUAUUGGUGGACUGGUGCGCCUGGACGUAGAAGAGUUAACUGUAGGAUCGAUCUAUGUUACAGUUUGGGCAUCACCACUUGUCCCACUUCACAUGGGAAAGACAGAAAACACGACAACAUUGAUAAAAGAACACUUUGGCUUGCAAUUACAGCCUCCCAUAGGCCAGGAGCGGGUAAAGGAGCUUGGUAAAUGGGUGAGGAAACAGUUCAAAGUUUCUGGGAACAGUUGGGAUACAAACUCUAAGGAUAUAGCCAUCGCUGGUCUUGGUUGGUUUGGAAUUGGGCUGAAAGGAGAGGCAGUGUUAGGAUUAUGGACAUAUGAUGGUGUUGAUGUCAUCUCCAGGAGCUCCUUAGUCCAUGAGAGGGCUUCAGUUUUUGAGGAAGCUGGUUUCACAGUUUCACAGAUUGUUUCUAAGGCAGAUAGCAUGACCAAUAAGCUGAAGAGCACCAAGAAGCCAAAAAAGGAGAGAAUGAAACGUACUUCCCCCACAGAGCCGGAAGCUUGAGACCUGCUUCCACCGAUAGAUACUUGAGUCUUUUCAUCCAGUCCUGUGACUGGAGUAUCAUUUUGGUGAUCAUGUUACACAAUGUUCCGCAUUGGCCCUAGAAACUGUUAAUUGAAUUCAGAAGCAGCGGCUGAGUAUACAAUGUAUUGUUCUCCAGAAGGAACCUGCCCUAAUCGGAGUGUCUAUGUUUUACAAAGCUCUAAAUUUUGAUCCUUUGCUAGUUUGCUGAGCUGGAGAGUCAGGAAGUAUUCUGAGAUGUCAGUCAGUUACGGAACACCUAUCUGGAGAGUCAGUCAGUUAGGAAAUACUCUGUGAGAUGUUUUGAUGUUAACUUAUAAAAUCCAACAUGAGGACUUGUGUUCCAGCAUUAAAGGGAAGGUGUGGAGACAUUCCAGAUUGCAUUUGAUGUUAUCAUUCAGUUUUAGGAUUCAUGAUUGUGCCUCCUUGUAAAGUUGUAGCUGAACUAUAAUGAUGUAGGUUCCACAGAUGCAUAUCCUGUUUUUCGUCAACAUUGCCUGCAUUAUAGAUUCCGUGGGCAUCGUUCUCAGACCACAGCUUGUUUUCUAAUGAACUUUCUCUCAAUUGCUUGUUGAGCUAUUGGAUGCAAUGCGUUUUGUAUUG